Messenger RNA from Perkinsus marinus ATCC 50983, 1148 nucleotides. RefSeq names its product Interferon-stimulated gene 20 kDa protein, putative. Lineage: Eukaryota; Perkinsozoa; Perkinsida; Perkinsidae. The transcript is spliced from 4 exons. Gene Ontology annotation, biological process: nuclear-transcribed mRNA poly(A) tail shortening. Gene Ontology annotation, molecular function: nucleic acid binding. The record is from RefSeq and is a predicted model, not a curated record. Gene Ontology annotation, cellular component: PAN complex; P-body. The coding region runs from base 1 to 612 and encodes 203 amino acids.
AUGGGCUUGGCUAGCGUCGAGAUACGAGAGGACGGCAGCAAGGAAGUGUCCUCGCCUGGCGAGAUGGCUGUUGGUCGAGUGUCUGUGCUGAGGGCUGAUCCCACGAAUCCUGAUGAUGGGGAUGAAGGGAUUAAGGAAGGGACCCCAUUCAUUGACCACUACUUGCAAAUAGAAGAGUCUGAGAUCAAGGACUUCGUCACGCGGUUCUCCGGCCUCGUUCAUGGUGACCUCGAUCCCAAAACGUCGAGACACUGGUUGGUCAGCAGUAAGGCAGUGUGUGAGAAGCUGCGCUUCCUAGUCGAUUGUGGUUGCCGCUUCGUGGGCCACGGUCUCUCUACUGACUUCAGGAUUAUCAACCUGUUCGUACCCCAGCGUAACAUCCGUGACACAGUUGAGCUCUUCCAUUUGCCUGGGCAACGGUAUCUAUCACUCAAGUUCCUAGCGCAGCAUCUUCUAGGAAGCUGCAUCCAAACGGACACACAUUGCAGUGUUGAGGAUGCGAGGGCUGCCCUCCAGCUCUACCGCAAGUAUCAAGAACUCGAGGCUGAGGGUACUUUAAAGGACACGACCAAACAGUUGUAUGAGAUUGGUCGGCAGCAGGGUUGGAAGUGAAGUCACCAUUGACAACGCCUCGGCAAAGCGUCAGUGUUCGAUAUCUGGGCAUGUUUAGCAUCAGAGGGAGCUCAAUCACUGCCACUGUUGAUCUUCGACUAGGCUUCUAGAUGGCAGGAGAGAAAAUCUCACAAAAUUGAGGGGCUUUAUUUCAUUACACUCUCUUGGCCUCCUUGAUCGUGCAAAGCUCUGUACAUUAGUUUCAUCACCAUCAUCACUGCAUAUUGCGAUUACCAUUUUCGUUUUGUGCACCGUCCUCAUUCAAACUACCAUCCGUUCUACUAUUCCCACUGCUAUUGUUGUCGGGGUGAAAACUUUCUCAUGCUAAAGGGCCCGGUCAACUCGAUAUCUUUAUUUCAUUCACUCCAUGUUUGUUGUGGUGAUUUAUCCCUCUGAUGAAGUCGGUGGUGAUCCUGUUAAUUACGAUCGUUGAUGAUACUUAUGAGGUCGCAGUAGUAGUACUAGUCCGUGCAUUGUCCAACAUCAUAUCUGCAACAUUACCAUUAUUUCAUACUAACGGCAAUCAACAACUGCCA